GUCAGACUUGACAUUGUCAUGGCAAAAUAAAUAUAUUUUUUGAGUGCUUUGGGUUUGAAAAUCUCAACCAAAAUACGAUAGAAUCCUGUAGGAAAUUUGUAGUAUUUCGCAUAUAAUGCGUAGAGGUAUGCCCAACGUUGAUAAUAAAUUUAGACACAACGCAUCGAAAACUGACAAGAAUACUUUAGGCAACUUAGAUUUGUUAAAUUUACGUUUUAGUUCACCUCCAGAUAAGUUUAAGAAAAAGGCAGAAAAGGAAGCGGCUUCCGGUGAUAAUCGACUCGCAGAAUUACCCCCAGACAAAACCAAAUUAAGACACUCGUUUCAAAGACUCAACUUGGGAGAAUCCAAGUUGAGCAAAGAUUAUGCUCAGACUAAAACAAAUCGUAAAUCUACGACAGCACAAACGAGAGUAGAUCCAACAAUCGACGAUUUUUUACUACCACCAAGGAAAAAAAACUCGAGAGAAUUCAGCUCGAGUAGAUCAACGUUUCAGUUAAGUAGCGCAGGUGACGCCGGAAAUUUCCCGUUUAAGGUUACUCCCAGUGGGAAUUUAAAAGUCAAUUCACAGCAGGUCGUUUUCGAGUCGAAGAAACUCAGUGUUUUAGUUGCAAAUCCGGAUCGAACCCACAUCAAGAUAUAUUCGGACGAAUCUAGUGACAAAGUACCGAAAAAAAUGGCGUACGGUUCCGGGGAAUUCACCAGGAAUUCGGCCAUGGACGCAAUCUUGAGUCAAGUGACAGGGGGUGAGAUUUCCGGUCUCGGCUCUAUCAUCGGGGACACCCCUGCCCGGAGCAUGAAUAAAGUAUCAUCAGAGUACGAAAGCAAACAAACUUCGGAAAUCUUGGACCCGGAGUUGAACCUCAGCCGAUUGGGAUACACCGGAAGUGAGCCCAUCGACUGGAACAAGGUGACCCUACCUGAGAAAAAAGACUUGUAUUUGGAGUUAUGUAAACGUAUCACAAAUAAAAGAAAUGCAGAUUGUAAGGUGCACAUUGGACGAGAAGAAUUUAGCUGUCACCUUGUUGUCUUGCAGUGUUAUUCCGAACUUUUCGACGGCUACAUUGCAAUAAAGAAAGUCGAAAUUCCGGCUGAAAAAUGCAGUGCAGCAUCGUUCGCUUUUAUUUACGACUGGAUGGUGAGCGAAGAUCAGUCUUAUAAAUACCUGACUCGAGAAAAUGUCCUCGAUAUUUUCAAUUCAGCAAAAUAUUUGAAAAUUAAAGAUUUGGUCGAACAGUGUUGGGCGUUUGUCGACAAUUGCGAAGUCUUCAAUGAAGAUACAGCUUUUCUUCUUUACGUCGAUGCUAAACAGAAGCGUCUUGAAGAAGUUCACGAGUUGAUGGUCCCACGUAUCCAGGAUUUCUUUCUGAUUUUAGUCAGUUCGCAAGAUUGGCUCGAACUCGGGGUAGAAGAUGUUAAAAAUUUGCUCAGUUCCAAUUAUAUCAGAAUUAAUUGCGAAAUGGAGGUUUUCAUGUCGGCAGUCAGGUGGCUUAAGUACGAUUGGGCCAACCGUGAUAAGUACAAAUACGAAGUUCUGAAGUGUGUCAGAUUCGGUAACAUAGCCGCUUGGCAACUUGUUGAUAUCAAACGCAAUCCUGAAAAUCCCGAAUUUAUGGAAUUAGCCAAAGACCCGGCCAUUUGCAAGUUGAUCGAUGACGGCCUCGCGUUCGUGAUUAUCAAACAUUGGUACGACCACGACAAUGACGAUUUUCAACACUGGAACUCCGUCCUGGGGUUGCAAGAGCCGCCCGCCAGGAACUGGAGCGGUUUGGAUAAGACAUAUUUCACUUAUCGUGAAUUUUUGAUCUACUUGGAUCAGUAUCGUCGAAACCAGUUGAUCGAGAAAAGCAAACCUCGAAUGAGUCACGAGAAAAAAUUAGGAGUUCCUUCUGGUACGGUGAUGUCGCCGGAAGAGCCGGUCCCCAGCAUGGAAGAUUUUUUGUCGAAGAAGAAAGCGUUACAUAUGCAACGUAAACCACUAAUUGUACAAAGAGUUGAAGUUAAACAUGGAAUUCACUUUGACGAUAUCGAAGAUGAUGAAGUUAGAAAUGUGCAAAGAAUAUUUACGCCGUCUCAAAACUCUCUUGCUUUGGCAUCACUCAAUCGAUUGAGUACUUCUUUUCUCAGUCCUCAACCCAGAAAACUUCUCGUAGAGACGACUCUUUUUCAAGCCGAAAGAGAGACAAUUUUAGUUUUUGGUGGGAUUAAUCCUUAUGCGAAUUACGGUGAACCUAGAAAUACAGGAGAUAAUAUUUUCCGGUACUUACCGGAUGCGAAUAUGUGGGAACAUGUUGGAACCAUGCCCGAACCCAGGAACCAUCAUGGGGUGGCUUACCUCAAAGGAAGAAUUUAUUUAGCAGGUGGUACUGAUCCUAGACCAGACAAUUUAAGAGGCAAAUCUCGAGUUGUUGACACAGUUUGGAGUUUCGACCCCACAACUCGUGCUUGGUUUAGCGAAACUAGUCUUGGCAUGAAACGUCGAAAUUUUGGUUUGGUGGUACUCCAACAGAGUAUGUAUGUGAUUGGUGGCUGCAAUGAAAAGUUAGAAUCGUUGAAUUCGGUCGAAAAAUUCGAUACUAGAGAAGAAGUUUGGAAGUUUGUAGCUCCUAUGCAUUAUGCCAGAGCCGGAAUGGCCUGUGCGAAAUACCGGAAUUUUAUUUGGGCAGCUGGGGGUACCGCCGACCUAAAACGGAAUCUCCUCUUGGAUGUUGUUGAAAGUUAUGACUUGAAGAGUAAUCAAUGGACGAAAAUUAAAAAACUGAAUUCACCUCGAUGCUUUGGUUGUAUGUUUGUCAUGUCUGACAAUUUGUAUUUGAUUGGUGGCACCGGUCAAAAACAGACAGAGUUUAAAUCGACUUCGAGUAUUGGUUUUGUGGAUAUUUGGGAUACUUCAAGUAUGUCGUGGAGGACCAUUAUGGGUUUGACCAUACCACGACAUGGUCAUGCUGUUGCAUAUGUGGGUACCCAGAUUUUUAUUAUGGGUGGUGUCACAACGAUUUAUACGAGAUGUUUAUCUAACAUUGAGUGUUUUUGUUGGAAACGGGGUGCUUGGAUUAGAGGUAUUGCUGAUUUACCAGUGACCUUAUCAGGACACGCUGCUAUCACACUUCCCCCCGCAAUGCUAAUUUCAAACGAAUAAGUUGAUAAAAACAGGAACCAAUAUUUUGCGAGGAUUUCUGUAGUGAGUAUUACAUAAGCGUGUUACCUGACCGAAAGAUGGCGUUCAGAUAGUUGAAGUACUUUUACACCAUAACCAUAGUUUAGUU
Molecule: messenger RNA, 3266 nt
Organism: Tribolium madens (black flour beetle)
Lineage: Eukaryota; Metazoa; Arthropoda; Insecta; Coleoptera; Tenebrionidae
Exons: 16
Coding region: 116-3139 (1007 amino acids)
Molecular function (GO): protein binding
Source: RefSeq, a predicted model, not a curated record